AUGACUGCAAGUCGUUUAAAAAAUGCAUCUAUAAUUAUUCAAGAUCUACUCAAAGAUUAUGAUAUUCGUUUACGUCCAUCAUUUGGAAGUGAACCACUUUUAUUAGAUAUUGAAAUUCGUUUAGCAAGUUUUGAUAGUAUAUCUGAAGUAAAUAUGGAUUAUACAUUAACACUUUAUUUAAAUCAAUAUUGGCGUGAUGAACGUUUAAUAUUUGGUAAUAAAAGUGAUGAAAUGAUUUUAACUGGUGAAAUUCUUGAUAAAUUUUGGUUACCUGAUACAUUUUUACCUAAUGAUAAAAGUGCAUAUUUACAUGAUGUAACAGAAAAAAAUAGAAUGAUACGUUUAUAUGGUAAUGGAGAAAUACUUUAUGGUAUGAGAUUUACAAGUACAUUAGCAUGUAUGAUGGAUUUACGACGAUAUCCACUUGAUAGACAAAAUUGUACAGUUGAAGUAGAAUCAUAUGGUUAUACACAUGCUGAUGUUAUUAUGCGUUGGAAAAAUGGACGUGCAUCAAUAUUAGAUCUUGAUAAAGUUCAAUUUCCACAAUUUACUAUAUUAGAUUAUGAUACAGUUUCAUAUGUAAUACAUUUAGCAACAGGUAAUUAUCAACGUCUUUCGUUAAGUUUUAUUCUUCAACGAAAUAUUGGUUAUUUUUUAUUUCAAACAUAUCUUCCAGCAGUUCUUAUUGUUAUGUUAUCUUGGGUGAGUUUUUGGAUUAAUCAUGAAGCGACUAGUGCACGAGUAACAUUAGGUAUUACUACUGUUUUAACAAUGACAACUAUAUCGACUGGUGUUCGAUCAUCUUUACCACGUAUAUCAUAUGUUAAAGCUAUUGAUAUUUAUUUAGUAAUGUGUUUUGUAUUUGUAUUUGCUGCUCUUUUGGAAUAUGCAGCUGUUAAUUAUCUUUAUUGGGGUAAAAAAUCUAAAAGACGAAAACAAAAAACUCAACAAGACAAAUCUAAAGGAAAAAUUCAUGAUGAUUAUGAUUUAGUUGAAAUAGAUAUUGAUCGUGCAUCACCUAUCAUUGGUCUAUAUUCUAAUACUUCAGUUAAUUGUAGAAAAUCAAGAAUAACAUCAUUUGAUGAAAAUCAACAAAGUAAUCAUGUAAUUGAUACACAAUCACCUCGUAUUCGACCUUUAGUCAGAGGAAAUCCUGCUUUAUAUCCAUCAUCAUAUAAUCGAAGUCCACGUCCACGACGAAAUUAUCAUUUUUUAAAUUAUCUACGAACGCGUACAAUAAAUUUGCGUCAUUCUAUUCCACAUAUACAAGAUGUCAACGAUAUAGAUAGAUGGUCACGUCUUUGUUUUCCUAUUCUUUUUAUACUAUUUAAUGCUUUAUAUUGGCCUUAUUAUAUAGUUCGACCGCAAACAUUUACUUAA
This is a messenger RNA of Rotaria sordida, 1380 nucleotides long. The record is from the annotation of a GenBank genome assembly. Lineage: Eukaryota; Metazoa; Rotifera; Eurotatoria; Philodinida; Philodinidae.